UGUUUUAAGUGAAUGCCUUCAUUUACUCUUCGGUAUUCAAACUACCGAAAAAAUUCCAAACAAUUCUACCGAAAUAUCGUCGACUCCACGUGGCAACACUGGUCACAGAUUAUAGAUUAUAGUUGUGUUUUGUGUUUGUGGUUUGUGGGUUAGCGGUUGAGCGUUGUUGUUUUUAAAAUAUGAUUUUUGAGUAUGCAACAAGGGUAGUUUCUUAGAUUUGAGGACUUUGAGUAAAUAAUCUGCGAUAGAAUUAUUUUAUUAUUCUUUAUAUGUUAUAUAUCCUGAAAUGAAGACUAAACAGUCAAUAAGUCGUGUAGAGGAAGCAUAUAGCAAGAGGAGCAUGAGUUCCAGUUCAACAUGUUCAACAUUGAAAAGUGUCAAAGAUGAACACUGGGAUGGAGUUAACCAGGUGAAAAUGGAGAAUCAGUUAGUAGUUGGGGUUAAAUCCGAAAAACCAGAAUCAGAACCAACUGUGAACAACACAAAGUUUGAAAAUAUGGACAUUUGGACACUAAAUGAAGAGUUUGAUAUCAAAAAUGAAUAUGAAAAUGCUGUAUCUGAUAGAAUUAAAGUUGAAGAGAAAUUAGAGUCUGGACUUGAAGCUCAUUCGACAGCAGAUACAGUUAACCAGAUGAAAAUGGAGUUCCAAGAAUCUGAAAAGCUGGAAGAAAAACCAGAUUUAAGGAGCACAAAUCUUGAAAAUAUGGACGCAUUAGGGCUACAUCACGAAUUUGACAUCAAAACUGAGAGUGACCAAGAUGACAGGCAUGAUUCGGCGUCCGAUAGCGUCCAAAUAAAGAUAAAGCGGGAAAAGGAACAACGAAAUCCACCGAUCGAAGAAGGAAAACAGUCGUUCAGCUGCUAUAUUUGUAACUAUACGAGCCAUUGUAAAAAGGGUUUGAUCGGUCAUAUCAAAAGGAACAAUUGCUAUUUACGAUCUAAUUUGGGAAAAUCACGAUCUGUAUCCAGAAAACAGUAUCUGUAUCGUUGUAUCAAAUGUAGGAAGGUGUUCAAAAGCAAAACAUCACUAGAUAAUCAUUUGGUUAAAAAGCAUGUAGGAUCUAUUGCGUUAGUUCCAUCUAAAAUACAUGAAUGCACAUUCUGUGAUUUUAAAACCGCUUAUAAAAGGCCUUUAAACAGCCAUAUGCUAAAGCAUACUACUAAACUACGCAUAUGCAAACAUUGUAAUACAUCAUUUAAAACAGAACGAUCGCUUUUUGGCCAUAUUUCAAAGAGACAUCCCAACUUUAGCGGGACAGUUUCUAGUAAGAUAUAUGAAUGUAUGCAUUGUCCACAUAAACAAAUAGCUAGGAGUAAUUUUAUAAGGCACCUGGCAAGACAUGAUACUCGAACGACUUUCAAAUGUAAUAACUGUGAUGCUUCAUUCAAUACUAAACGACGCUUAGAAAACCACGUCAUACAGAAACAUCCUAAAUUUGAGUCAUCCGUGUCUUGUAAAAUACAUAAAUGUACCCAUUGUGAAUAUAAAACUAUAUAUAAGGAUUAUUUAGUUAGCCAUAUGAUGAAACAUACUGGUGCUAAGCUCAAGUGUACAAAGUGUGAUAAGUCAUUUACAACUAUACGAACAUUAGACGAUCACAUUUUGCGGAAACAUCCUGAGUUUACUACUUCUGUAUCUCGUAAGAUACAUAGAUGUACCCAUUGUGAAUAUAAAACUAUAUAUAAGGGGCAUUUAGUUAGCCAUAUGAUGAAACAUACCGGAGCUAAGCUCAAGUGUACAAAGUGUGAUAAGUCAUUUACAGCCACACUAUCAUUAGACGAUCACAUUUUGCGGGAACAUCCUGAUGUUGCUGCUUCUGUAUCUCGUAAGAUACAUAAAUGUACCCAUUGUGAAUAUAAAACUAUAUAUAAGGAGUAUUUAGUUAGCCAUAUGAUGAAACAUACUGGAUCUAAGCUCAAGUGUACAAAGUGUGAUGCGUCAUUUACAACCAUACGACCAUUAGACAAUCACAUUUGGCGGAAACAUCCUGAGUUUACUACUUCUGUAUCUCGUAAAUUACAUAAAUGUACACAUUGUGAAUAUAAAACUACAUAUAAGGGGUAUUUAGUUAGCCAUAUGAUGAAACAUACUGGAGCUAAGCACAAGUGUACAAAGUGUAAUGCCUCAUUUACAACUACACUAGCAUUAGACGAGCACAUUUUGCGGAAACAUCCUGAAUUUACUACUUCUGUAUCUCGUAAGAUACAUAAAUGUACACAUUGUGAAUAUAAAACUACAUUUCAACACUGCUUACCUAGGCAUAUGAUGAAACAUACUGGAGCUAAGCUGAAGUGUACAAAGUGUGAUGCGUCAUUUACAACUACACUAUCAUUAGACGAUCACAUUUUGCGGACACAUCCUGAUUUUACUACUUCUGUAUCUCGUAAGAUACAUAAAUGUACACAUUGUGAAUAUAAAACUACAUAUAAGGGGUAUUUAGUUAGCCAUAUGAUGAAACAUACUGGAGCUAAGCACAAGUGUACAAAGUGUAAUGCGUCAUUUACAACUACACUAGCAUUAGACGAGCACAUUUUGCGGAAACAUCCUGAAUUUACUACUUCUGUAUCUCGUAAGAUACAUAAAUGUACACAUUGUGAAUAUAAAACUACAUAUAAGGGGUAUUUAGUUAGCCAUAUGAUGAAACAUACUGGAGCUAAGCACAAGUGUACAAAGUGUAAUGCCUCAUAUACAACUACACUAGCAUUAGACGAGCACAUUUUGCGGAAACAUCCUGAAUUUACUACUUCUGUAUCUCGUAAGAUACAUAAAUGUACACAUUGUGAAUAUAAAACUACAUAUAAGAAGUAUUUAGUUAGCCAUAUGAUGAAACAUACUGGAGCUAAGCACAAGUGUACAAAGUGUAAUGCGUCAUUCACAACUACACUAUCAUUAGACGAUCACAUUUUGCGGACACAUCCUGAGUUUACUACUUCUGUAUCUCGUAAAUUACAUAAAUGUACACAUUGUGAAUAUAAAACUACAUAUAAGGGGUGUUUAGUUAGCCAUAUGAUGAAACAUGCUGGAGCUAAGCACAAGUGUACAAAGUGUAAUGCGUCAUUUACAACUACACUAGCAUUAGACGAGCACAUUUUGCGGAAACAUCCUGAAUUUACUACUUCUGUAUCUCGUAAGAUACAUAAAUGUACACAUUGUGAAUAUAAAACUACAUAUAAGAAGUAUUUAGUUAGCCAUAUGAUGAAACAUACUGGAGCUAAGCACAAGUGUACAAAGUGUAAUGCCUCAUUUACAACUACACUAGCAUUAGACGAGCACAUUUUGCGGAAACAUCCUGAAUUUACUACUUCUGUAUCUCGUAAGAUACAUAAAUGUACACAUUGUGAAUAUAAAACUACAUUUCAACACUGCUUACCUAGGCAUAUGAUGAAACAUACUGGAGCUAAGCUCAAGUGUACAAAGUGUAAUGCGUCAUUCACAACUACACUAUCAUUAGACGAUCACAUUUUGCGGACACAUCCUGAGUUUACUACUUCUGUAUCUCGUAAGAUACAUAAAUGUACACAUUGUGAAUAUAAAACUACAUUUUACCACUGCUUAGCUAGGCAUAUGAUGAAACAUACUGGAGCUAAGCUGAAGUGUACAAAGUGUGAUGCGUCAUUUACAACUACACUAUCAUUAGACGAUCACAUUUUGCGGACACAUCCUGAUUUUACUACUACAUUUGCAAGAAAGGAAUACUUAGACAACCGCACUUUUGGGAAACAGCCUGAGCUUAUCGCUUCUGGGGGCAAAUUGAAAAAAUCUCUGGAUCGUACCAAUUUCAAUAUGUCGAAUUAUGAUAACUAUGAAUGCUGUAAUGUGACAUUUGAUUGUAAAUCGACAUUUGAUGAUCACGUAAUAAAAAUCAUGCAGAUAUCAUUCGAUGAACUAUGAAAAAAUAUCGUAUAAAAUACCGAUAAUGAUCUCAUUCAUAAGAAUAUACUCAUACAGGAUUUCCUGAAAGUUGGGAUUUUCAUUUUAAGGAAUAACUACGUUUGAAAUAACAAAGCUAAUGUACGGCAAAAUAGCAGCGAAAAGGUCAGUAAGAAAUUGAAGAAAAAUACUCGCUAUUCAUAUUUUCAAGUACUGCCCUGUUACAUGUUUGUAAACACUGCUUGACACCGUCGCUGUUCGAUUCAAAAACCCGAGUUUGUUUAGUUAUGAACUGUGUUCAACCAGACGACUGUUGCACGAUAAAAACAGACGUACGACUAUAUGCAGUUCUGAAGGAAAGAAACGUCGAGGACCACGGUGACGUUUUGAGAGCACUCGCGGAGUAUCAAUCGGAUGUUUAAGAGGCUCAUAUCAAAUCGAUAUCUACGUUAUUGCUUUAGGAAAGAAUGAGGAUAUUACGCGGACAGCAAAUUAAAAAAAUCUCUUGAAGAUGGCAUUUGAUGAGAUGAGCGGGGAGAUGGGCAUGAGCUUCGACAGAAGGAGCACGUAUCUAUUCAUUCAGCCCUACAGACGUACGAACUUUUUUAUUUAUCAACGAUAUUUUUAUUUCCUGAAUUGUUCGCUACAAGUUGUAAAUCGGCAAGGAGGCCUCUAUGUUAGCAAAUAAAGUGAUAACGCAGUUAACGCUGUCUUCCUACCCCUUAUCCCUAGUCAGCUUAACUGGAGAACUAUUUCAUAUUUGACAAUGCGUCGAGUUGUGAUAUUUAGGAAUGCUGUAAUGAGACAUUUGAUUGUAAAUCGACAUGUGAUGAUCACGGAAUAAAAAAUCAUGCGGAUAUUCGAUGAACUACAAAAAGGAAAAAAACAUCGUAAAAAAUACUGAUAGUUGUAGCAUUUAUUAGAAUACCACACGGUAAAUAUAUGGUAUCCAGGAAGCUGGGACAAUUGCUUUCAGAAAUAACUACAUUUAAAAUAACAAAGCUAACGUGCGGUAAACUAGCAGCAGCAAAAAAAGAAUGACGGAAAGUACUCUUUAUUCAUUUAUGUUAUUGUAACGACGAUGAAACAUUUAUAUGCCCCACUAUUUAUGUCUGACUAAUUCUUAUGUCACCAUUGACUGCACUAUACUUCUCGCUCUGCUACUCCACCGUAAUCCGUACUCUCUGCCCCAUCUCCCGGCCGCCGAGUUAUAUAUAGUUCAAUUACCACUGCGAGAAAACCACAAAGCGAUAUCUAGAAUGUUGGAGAUCACUUCGCGUCGAUCGGUUGAGGGUUGAAAGGGGUAGGAGGUUGUAAAUGUAGUAUUAGUCAGACGUUUUUAUCACUCAGAAGUUUCUGAUCCCUGUAACAACUGGAAAAUUAAAUGAUAAAAGUCCGAUGUAUAAUGUGCUCAUAAAUAUCUUGGCAAUGCGUGCACGGAGCGAUGCUGCGUCGUCGUGGAGGCCACUGCCGACUGUGCAAUCGGUAACAGAUUCCAACUGGUCUGUGGUGGUGUCAUCAGUGACACAUCGCUACGGGAAGAAUAUUUAUAAAUUUUAAGUUAUAUAUUCUGGCAAUAUUUGGAUAUCAGGAGUACGUACCAUUUUAGUGUUCUGCGAUGCUUUUGUAAAUGAUGACUUUACUGUUUUUAUAUGUACACAUGUAUUUUUCUGAAUUUUAUGAUCCUUAAAUGUACCCACCCAUUUCGCCUAACUUUUAAUUUGUGUUGCUCAGUGGUGUUGCAGUUUUUCAGAAAUAAGAACCCAGUGUCGUGCCAAUUUGUAGUUUCGCUAAAGUUAGUUUUAGGUAAAUUUAGUAUAUUAAUUGAAUUUAUUACCCAUUGCUCUGUAAAUGGUGUAUACUGUUGGGCAAUAUAUGCUUUAUUACUAUUAUUAUUAUUAUCUCUGUCAGAAUUGAUGAAAUCCCAUUUCAAAAAGAGUCAGGAGAAAAUACGAUUUCGGGAAAAUUCUUUUUAAUUCUGACAUUCUGAAAAUAAUCCGAAUUACAAAACUUUCUAAGUGCCACUUUCAUAGUUACCUAAAUGCACAACUUUACCCCAUAACCCUACCUCUUACCGAGGUCCGAGUUUUGAAUAUCUUUCAAAAAUUGAUUAACUGCGGACCAACGGGCAAACGAAAAAGUUGAAAAAUCUCCGUUUUCAACGUUCCAGUCCGUGAUAGAUUUUGACGUUUCACAGUUUUAAGAACAGUUCAAAAC
Acanthoscelides obtectus is the source of this 6088-nucleotide messenger RNA. Lineage: Eukaryota; Metazoa; Arthropoda; Insecta; Coleoptera; Chrysomelidae. The record is from the annotation of a GenBank genome assembly.